Molecule: messenger RNA, 348 nt
Organism: Penicillium canescens
Lineage: Eukaryota; Fungi; Ascomycota; Eurotiomycetes; Eurotiales; Aspergillaceae
Exons: 3
Coding region: 1-348 (115 amino acids)
Source: RefSeq, a predicted model, not a curated record
AUGAUGGAGAGCAUUGACGAAGAAUUCGUCCAUUUCCGAUAUGGCCAGGGAUACUUUGCGGAUACGGAUGCCAUCCGUGAACAGUGGUAUCCUCUUCUUAAUGGGGUUGCAGGAAUAACUUAUCUGGACCACGCCGGAACAACGCUCCGGGCCAAGUCGUUUAUCGAAUCAUUCUUGGAUGAGCGGACAGACGACGUGCGACUCCGAGUUCUCCAGUUCUUCAAUGCAAGCCCGAUGAGUUUGAUGUGGUUUUUGUGGCAAAUACGACAGCAGCUAUUGGAGAAUCUUUUCGAGAUGACCCUAGGGGAUUUUGGUAUGGGUACUGCGUUGAUUCCCACACUGGUGUGA